AUGCUCUCUUCCUUUGCUGCAAAAAGAAUUGUUCCUGGGCUUCUCCGUUUUACAUGGAGACCAGCAGUGACAGCUUCCGUUCGUGGGUACCGUGGUUCUGCACCAGAAGACACUAAAGUCGAUCUGAUAGAGAUCCCGUUGCCCCCAUGGGAGAACAGGCUCAACGAACCCCUGGAUAUAAAGAGGCGACGACUGCUUUAUGAAAGUCGCAAGAGAGGCAUGCUCGAGAAUUGUAUUUUGCUUAGCAUUUUUGCAAAGAGAUACCUGAAUACAAUGAGUGCGAUGCAGCUACAGCAGUAUGACAGAAUUAUAAAUGAACCAAGCAACGACUGGGAUAUCUACUACUGGGCCACAGAAACUAUGCCAACUCCAGAGGUUUAUCAAGGUGAGGUCAUGGAUAUGCUGAAGGAGUUCACCAAAAAUCGUGAGCAAGAACAGAGGCUGGAUGCACCCAAUUUGGAGUAUCUGGAUAAGGACAGCCAGUGA
Messenger RNA from Knipowitschia caucasica, 486 nucleotides. The record is from the annotation of a GenBank genome assembly. Lineage: Eukaryota; Metazoa; Chordata; Actinopteri; Gobiiformes; Gobiidae.